Molecule: messenger RNA, 2577 nt
Organism: Stomoxys calcitrans (stable fly)
Lineage: Eukaryota; Metazoa; Arthropoda; Insecta; Diptera; Muscidae
Exons: 7
Coding region: 1-2577 (858 amino acids)
Source: RefSeq, a predicted model, not a curated record
AUGAUUGGAAUUUUAACUUAUGUUAGUAAUGAUCAUGAACUACCAUGUAUUAUAUCAUUAACUCAUGUUAACAAUGAUUCCAUUGUUAUUUUGCAUAUCAAGGAUAAACAUUUUUCCGAGUGUAAUAUUUUUACCCCCGAAAACCAAGUAUUCAAAGAAAGACAUUCAGUUAUAAGAAAAUGUGUUGGCUUGGUAGCAACAAAAACUACAACACAGUCCCGAAAAUUGCUACCAGAAAAAGUUCAAAACAUAAAUAGCCACUUGCUGAAAAAAACAACAACAGUUAGUGCAGUGGCCUUAAAUCAUAACCUCCGUGUGAAUACAGUGAGGCGAGUGAAGAAAGUGUUUUUGAAAAGAACUAAUCAUCUUCCACAUCAACAACAGCAGCGGCGGCACCACCAGCAUCAGCACCAACACCACCGACAUUUCCAUGUCCAUUAUGGACAUAAGGGCGGCGUUAUACUAAAAUGCAUAACAAUACUGAUGAUACCGUGGAUGACUGCGGUAGUUGUUGCGGCGCCGCCUCAUGUGGCUAGUGGUGAUAAUAAACUCAAUCGUGCCGCCUGGCCUCCUAUGAAACAACAUGACAUUUGGAGCGAUGAUCUGCAGGAAUUUAACUCAUCGCAACAACAUAAAGGUGCUGAUGAUUAUGAAAUUUAUGGCGAUGAGCCUACACAACUCGGCAACUUCAUGGAAGCGGCUAAUGAUGAGUCCAUUCAACUGCCAAGGGACUCUGAUUGGCAUCGCUAUACUCUUAUGCAUGUAAAUUAUACCAACACCACAGUGUACCCCAAUUUAAAAAGGCAAAAAAAAGUGAUUCAUUUGUUCCCGGUGCCUGUGGAUGGAGAGUGUCUGUCGAACGAUGGUCGGCGGACAGGAACCUGCUUUAAUGCCUAUGAAUGUCGCAGUAAAGGUGGUCAGGCCACAGGUGAAUGCGCCCACGGAUUUGGUGUUUGUUGCAUAUAUAUUGCCAGCUGUAAUGAGACAAUUAGUAACAAUAUCACCUACCUGGUGUCGCCGAGUUUUCCAAGCUUCAUGCCAAACAAUGUCAGCAAUUGCAAAUUGAAAAUCAAGCUAAUGAACGAUGAUAUCAGCCAACUGCGUUUCGAUUUCUAUCAUUUUAUACUCGGCCAACCGAAUAGGCGUACCGGCGUCUGUGAUGGAGAUGUUUUUAAUAUAACCGGUGGACCAGGAGGAACAUUUUCUAUGUGCGGUCAAAACAGUGGGCAGCAUGUUUACUAUGAUGUAGGAGGUCGCAUGGUGCCUAGGCAGACUCUCUACGGCUCUCUGAGACCAUUGCGGUAUGAAGAUUUAUAUCCUGGUCGUAAUGUCACCGGCCAGGCUGGCAUGGAGAUUGAAAUUAAUUUGAGUUUUGCUCAACGAUUUUUACCCACUCGUCUGUGGGAGAUACGGAUUGCGCAAAUACCUUUUAGUCAAAGAGCUCCGGCAGGAUGUCUGCAGUACUUUACGGGGACGGAGGGAGUUUUUCAGACUUUUAAUUUUGCUGAUAAUGGCCGCCAUUUAGCAAAUCAGAACUAUCGAAUUUGUAUGAGACAAGAAAUGGAAAUGUGUUCUAUUGUCUAUCAGCCAUGCGAUGAGCAAUCAUUUCGCAUUGGACCUGGUCCUCCAACGAGAAUUAUGAAUUUGCCAAGUAAUAUUGGAGCCAAUAAUGGAAUGGGUGGGGGAGGUGGUGGUGUUCCUAUGGGUGACAUCAUGAAUAUGCAAAUGAUGAUUUCACCUAUAAUGGAUCAACUGCAAAUGCAGGUCUUAGCAGAUGAUGGCGGUGGAGCUAUGCCCAUGAGUAUGACGCCUACUGCAGCAACAGUUCCAUCCACCGAAAUGACCUCUACUACUACAGUUGCAACAAGUACUGCAAGCCCUUCCACAACCGCUGCAGCAGUAAUGUCAUCUGAUAUGACAUCAACUAAUGCAGCUUCCACAGUUUCAACAAGUGCAACCACUGAGGCCACAACUUCCACAUCAGCAGCUCCUGCUGCUGAUGAUCCUGAUGAAAAUUCACCAACAAUGCCCUCGACAACUGCAACAACGCUCACAUCUACAAGUACAACUAUAAGAUCCACGACUAUGUCUACUACCACUAGCACUACACAAUCGUCUUUAGAUGAUGACAUUGAAGGUUCUGGUGGCGACGAAGAUGGAGGAACCAGAUUCGGAUCAACACCUUUGAAUGUGUCGCGACGACCAAGACCUACAAGAGGAGGCUUUGACCUACUUGGUUUCCUGCGUACAGCUUUUGAAAUGCGCUUUCGCAAGGCAAGACAAGGACGCCAAAUGUCUGAUAGGGAAAAACGUCAGUUCUUCAGCAGUUGCAGAGAUAGAAUAACAAUGCCUUGUAUAGUGGAGGACUUCAUAGGCACCGGUCUGGGACCAUUGCCCGGUUGUGAACCUGUACAUUGCGGAAUGCAAUUUUGCUCCAACGGCAUGUGGCCUUGUCGCAUUGAGUCCACUGUGACGCCAUUUUAUGUCGGCAUACAUUUUGGCGAUGGUAACGGAAAAGGAAGUGCUGAGGAUAAUAUAGGAGCUUGUCUUCGCUAUCAACAAAUGCAAUGUUUGUGA